Molecule: messenger RNA, 6545 nt
Organism: Lynx canadensis (Canada lynx)
Lineage: Eukaryota; Metazoa; Chordata; Mammalia; Carnivora; Felidae
Gene: ARPP21
Product: cAMP regulated phosphoprotein 21
Exons: 21
Coding region: 3451-5991 (846 amino acids)
Cellular component (GO): cytoplasm
Molecular function (GO): nucleic acid binding
Source: RefSeq, a predicted model, not a curated record
AAGCUCUUCCGACGUGAACCUGGCACGUCUUUUGUGAUUUUCCCCCCUCCUUUUUGCCGUUUAUCUGUGCUUUUCUUUGGAAUUGUUUAUCGUCUGUUUUUUUUUUUUCCCCUCCUUCGUGUUUGUAGAAAACCGUUGAUGUUAUACAUGCAUUGAUUGUGUUUCUAUGUUUCAUCACGGGAGGGGCAGACUCCCCUCCCCCAGCUGAGGCAGACAGGGAAAGCUGGAAGAGAACAGAGGAGGGCAGUUUUCCUCAUGGGCGAAGUCUACAGCGAUGUCUGCGGGUUUCGUGGUAGAAAGUUUGGGACCCUCUCAUUGCAUUUGAAAGAACCGUGCAAGGGGCGGAGAAGUUGCCAUGGGUUUGUCGCUCUUGCAGGAAUUGGGGUCCCGGCUCCCAGGGGAUUUGUGGGGGAAGGGGGCGGGUAGAGACGGUGGUGGUGACCUUUUAUUUUUACGUGUCUGAAAUGUGUGUUUCAUUGCAAACUCCGAAUGCAGUGUCUUCUGUCUCAGGUUGUAGAUGCGGUUGGUGGAAUUGCCUGGAAUAGUACAGGUAUUGAGAAAGUUUCUUAAGGAAGAGAAAUUGACUCAGUCCAUGUUUCUGCAUGGAAAUGGAGCGGGAGUGGAUGUGGCUCACUACUUGAUCACCUCCCCAAGAUGCAAGAUAAGGACCGAGUCCGAGUCUAAAAGGAAAAGCAAGGAGGCGUUGAAAGUUACAAGGGGUUGGGAGGCUAGCGUGCACAUUGCAAGGCUGGUGGAAAUCGUUUUCUGGAGAAUGUGUCUGGAGGGCAGAUAUCCCUUUUGAUUGCUGAUUUUUAGAGUCUAUGGGUAUGACACUGUAGCCUCUCCCAAAAGGAUGACAUCCCCCAAAGUUGAAAGGAAUCUGUACGAGAUUUGGCUCAAAUGCUGAAUAAUUCCAAACGGUUCCCACCUGCUCCUCGCUUACUUUGGAGAUCAAAAUUGCUAUGAUCGUUUUAAGGAAACAGAGAAAUGGAGAUGAUGGGGAAUCAUCUUUCAUUUGCUGAAAGUUAGGGAACCUUUGACAUGCACUUAAAAAUAAAUGCUCCCACUCCUUUGAUCCUCUGUGUUUGUGUCACCAUGGGACAUGCCUGUCUUAAUAGGAUUUUGGUUAAUGUCGUUUUCACCAAAGACGGUGGCUUGAAGAGUUCUAGCGUGUUCCGUUCGAAUAGCCAAGUAAUCUACUAUCUUGGCAGUAAUUGCUUCUGCUGCACACCUAAUGUGGAUCGCAUGUGAGAAAUUACGUGCGCUCAUUUCGGGUCUGUAUGGGAUUUGUAAGGUAUGUAUUUGUGUUUGAUCCGGUAUUUCCUCUCUUGUCACAUUCCUUCACUCCUUCUUGUCACUUCAACUAGCAGAAUAUUUUAAAAUUUUCUGGAGCAUGGGUUUCGUAUAUUCUUUAAGGGCUGUGCUUCAUCACAAACGAUGCAGAAGGCUAACCUCUCCCUGUCCUUGCUUAUCAAUACUGUUUGCUUGUUUUAAACAGUUUGGUUUAGAUGCAGUUUUUAAGACAUUCAGACGCUAUGCCUCCAUGGCUCCGUUUCUCCGGACGUGCUUUGUGUUAGUUGAUGAGUGAGAAUAUAACCCAGUUGCGGUAGGUGAAUGCCUGUUGAACAGAAUACUUUGGUUUAGGUAAGGCAUAUUUAAAGCAACUUACACAGUUUUAGAAAUUGACUUUCAGCUUCUCAGUGACUUAAUUUCACAACACGCUGGUUUCUCUUUUCCGGUGUUCAGCUCAGAGACAGGUUUGUGUGCGCUGUUAGAUUUGCAAAUUGCUGACCUUCCAGUGACUUUCCCUCUUAGAUCCCAGCUGAGUAUGGUUACCUUAAGAACGGUGGCAUUAGCCCUGUUAGAGCAUGCUCCCCUGGGGAGUUCGGUGCUGUCUAUUUUUAAUGCUAUUUAACGAAGGAGCGAGCGCCUCACUCAGCAAUAAAAGAAGCAUGAUGGAAGACAGAACAGUGCAUGGUUUUGGAUACGGGAGAAGGAUGUUUGAAAAGGUACAGACUGGCUGUGGGAAACGGUAAUUUUAAUUAGUCCUGAUAUACAGUGCUAACAGAAAUCGGUUGAUUUUAACGGGAGAAGUACACAUGAAUAGUCUGCUGUGUGUUUUCAUAAACCUCUUCAGUAAUUCUUAGAAGCAAGACUCAGUCACUAGAAUGCCUGAAAACUUAAAAAAGAGACACUAACCAAGGAGUUGCUGCACACGUACGAUUUUUCCUACGAGCUGUCGUAUUCUUGGAUGGUGAGAAGUGCAGAAAUCAUUUUAGAUCCCUAAAAUACUGUCCUCGUGAAGGGUUUGGAGCUUGUAAAAUGUUUGGGGGGCAUCAAAUAACUAGCAUCCUUCUAAGAUAUUGUAACUUGAAGCUCUGCCUUGUGACUUUUUGUGUUUCUUUCAUAAACUUGGAUCCAGAAUUGUGGCAACCGAAGCAGGAAGUUUGGGUUGAACUUGAUAGAAUAUUCGAGUUGUUUUCCUUCCUUCCUUUGAGAUAAGCACAAUAGAUUAUCUUAGUUUAAACAUUUUUAAACUGUAGAUAGCAGGGGAAGCACUAGUAAUUUUUGGAACGUUAUAACGAGGGGGGAAAUAUCUUAAUGUCAUAGUGCGUAAAACCUAAGAAGCCAUCUGUCUGCGACAUUGGUAUAAUGCAGAACACCUGUCUUGAGGUAGACAGUGAAAAUGUCCAGUCCUAAAGGUCUGUGUUGUUCGUCUUCAUAUUAACAACAUGCUGUGAUCGAGUUAUAUCCCUGUUCGAAGCGAAGCUGAUUAGACAAAUGCCUACGUAGUUUCAAAAUUGAUAAACGUAAGGAAAAGUGAGAAGUUUUUAUUCAGUGGGGAAGUGAGUUACGUAAGUAGUGUUAAAUAAAGCUGUUAGGGCAGUGUACAGAGUUGUUCUAGAUCUUGUCCAUUCUGUGAAGAAUAACUCCCCCCCCCCCGCCCCCGACCCACAAUAAACCACUAAGGGAAAUGCAUUGGAAGGAGUUACUGUAAUUGGUUGCCGGUGUUCGUGUUUUCUACUUUGUACUUUUAGAGGGGAAAAUUACAAUCCACACGGGCUGCAACAUUUCCCUUAGUGGUCAUGCUCCUUGGACCCCAGUGCUGAUACCUUUCUCAAGAGUCUCAAAUCAGGGGCCAUUCUCAUCUGAAUUCAAUGUAGAUUUUGCCUGUGGACAAGAUAAUGAUAAGCUACAUGAGCAGAGCGUGGAAUGAGUCAGCCACUGAAGACACAAGGUUGACGAUGGGUCACGCCGUGUAAGGGAAUCGCAGGGAGAUGGGCAUUCUGAACUGUUAAUGGGGACAUGGGACUCCAGUUGUCUCUGAUCACUGGUGUGGAUUUUCCCGGGGUAGAGCGACAGAAGCCGCCAGUAAGUCGCCAAGACCUACGUCAGGAGCUCUGCACGAAAGGGCAUCGAACCUUGUGAUUUUAAUUUGCGUCCGGGAGGAUGUCCGAGCCAGGAGACCUGAAUCCGGCCAUCGUGGAGGAAGGCGGGACUGAGCAGGAGUCGGCCACCCCAGAGAAUGGCAUUGUGAAAUCCGAGAGUCUGGAUGAAGAGGAGAAACUCGAAUUGCAGAGGCGGCUGGCAGCUCAGAACCAAGAAAGAAGAAAAUCCAAGUCAGGAGCGGGAAAAGGUAAACUGACUCGCAGCCUUGCUGUCUGUGAAGAAUCCUCGGCCCGGCCAGGGGGAGAAAGUCUUCAGGACCAGGAAUCAAUUCAUUUACAGCUUUCCAGUUUUCCCAGCCUGCGAGAGGAUGAUAAAUCUAGGAAAGAUGACUCAGAAAGAGAAAAAGAAAAGGAUAAAAACAAAGAUAAAACCUCUGAAAAGCCCAAGAUCAGAAUGUUAUCAAAAGAUUGCAGCCAAGAAUACACGGAUUCUACUGGCAUAGACUUGCAUGAGUUUCUGAUUAACACAUUAAAGAAUAAUUCCAGGGACAGGAUUAUACUCUUGAAAAUGGAGCAGGAGAUUAUUGAUUUCAUUGGUGACAACAAUAAUCAUUAUAAAAAGUUCCCUCAGAUGUCAUCCUACCAGAGAAUGCUUGUCCAUCGAGUGGCAGCUUACUUUGGGUUGGAUCACAAUGUGGAUCAAACAGGGAAAUCUGUUAUCAUCAACAAGACCAGCAACACAAGAAUACCAGAGCAAAGGUUUUGUGAACAUUUAAAAGAUGAAAAAGGUGAAGAAUCCCAGAAGCGGUUUAUCUUGAAGCGAGAUAACUCUAGUAUUGAUAAAGAAGACAAUCAGCAAAACAGAGUGCAUCCAUUUAGAGAUGACAGACGAAGUAAAUCAAUUGAAGAGAGAGAAGAGGAGUAUCAGAGAGUGAGGGAGAGAAUAUUUGCACACGAUUCAGUUUGCUCCCAGGAAAGCCUUUUUGUGGAAACCAGUAGGCUCUUGGAAGACAGUAACAUAUGCAAUGAGACCUAUAAGAAAAGACAGCUCUUUCGGGGCAACAGAGACGGCUCGGGGAGAGCAGCCGGGAGUCGACAGAGCAGCUCCGAGAAUGAGCUCAAGUGGUCGGACCACCACCGGCCCUGGAGCAGCACGGACUCUGAUGGCUCCAACCGCAAUCUCAAGCCCGCCAUGGCCAAGACGGCAAGUUUUGGGGGCAUCACGGUGCUGACCAGGGGCGACAGCACAUCCAGUACCAGGAGCCCCGGGAAGCUGUCCAAAGCAGGUAGCUCUGAGUCUAACAGCAGCACAGGCUCCUCCGGGUCGCUGCCCCGCACCCACGCACCUCUGCAGAGCGCGCCCCUGGCCCCAAGCGUGUCCACCGGCUCUCCUGGCUGUGUGCCCUAUCCCGAGAACGGAGGAGGGGGCCAGGCCGCCCCUAGCACCAGCUACAUCCUCCUUCCACUCGAGGCUGCGACAGGCAUCCCGCCCGGAAGCAUUCUGCUCAACCCGCAUACAGGCCAGCCCUUUGUGAAUCCCGACGGAACCCCUGCCAUAUACAACCCCCCCAGCAGCCAGCAGCCCCUGCGAGGCACCAUGAUGGGGCAGUCCCAGCAGCCACCACAGCGGCAGCCCUCUCCUCAGCCACAGCAGCAGGUGCAGCCACCCCAGCCACACUUGGCGGGCCCGCUGGUCACUCAGUCGGUGCAGGGGCUACAGGCUUCCUCUCAGUCAGUGCAAUACCCAGUGGUCUCUUUUCCUCCCCAGCAUCUCCUGCCUGUGUCUCCAACGCAGCAGUUCCCCAUGAGAGACGAUGUGGCGACGCAGUUCACCCAGAUGAACCUGAGCCGGCAAUCCUCGGGAGAGACUCCUGAGCCCCCAUCUGGUCCUGUCUACCCAGCGUCCCUCAUGCCACAGCCAGCCCAACAGCCAAGCUACGUCAUUGCCUCCACAGGCCAGCAGCUCCCUGCUGGGGGGUUCUCGGGCUCUGGACCUUCCAUCUCCCAGCAGGUCCUCCAGGCCCCUCCCUCACCACAGGGAUUUGUGCAACAGCCUCCACCUGCACAGAUGCCCGUCUAUUAUUACCCGUCCGGUCAGUACCCUACCUCAGCCACACAGCAGUACCGGCCCCUGGCCUCCGUUCAGUACGGUGCUCAGAGGGGUCAGCAGAUACCGCAGGCCGCACAGCAAGCAGGUUACCAGCCAGUCCUGUCUGGUCAACAGGGGUUCCAAGGCCUCAUAGGAGUGCAGCAGCCUUCCCAGAGUCAGAACGUGAUGAGCAACCAACCGGGGAAUCCGGUGCAAGGCGUGAUGGUCUCCUACCCAACAAUGUCUUCUUAUCAGGUGCCAAUGACCCAGGGCUCUCAAGGACUUCCCCAGCAGUCAUACCAACAGCCAAUCUUGCUACCUGACCAGGCAGGUCAAGGGUCUCUCCAGGCCACCGGAAUGCCUGUCUACUGUAACGUCACACCGCCGACCCCUCAGAACAACCUGAGGCUGAUCGGUCCACACUGCCCCUCCAGCACUGUCCCCGUGAUGUCGGCUAGCUGCAGGACAAACUGUGCAAGUGUGAGCCACACCGGGUGGCAGGUCAAAUUCUGAGCACUGUGGCUGCGGUACGUGUCUCCAGAUCGCUCGUGGCCGCUGAGGCAAGAUGAGCAAAGGUGGGACGCUGGCUGAGGACUUAACGUAUUCACUCAACACCCAAACGAUCGCUGCUGGUAUUCUGUAAACACACACACACACACACACACACACAAAGACUGAUACACACAUUAGCUGGUCAAUGGUGCAUAUUUCUGUCAUGUCUGCUAGGUACGCCUUUGUAGCUUAGCUAGUGACAUGAUUUCAUCAAGGUAAGAUUUUCUCCUACCACUGAACACCACUGUGUAGAUGAUAAUAUCCCUCAUUUGGAUUAUUAGUUUUGUACUUUGUGUUGAGUUUGUGAUGCUAAAAGUAUUGAAAGAUCAUAUACCGAAAUCACAUCGUACCAAAGCUGUAACGGGAAAGAGAAGAAUUGAUGAAUGGAAGGAAUAAUUUAUAUACGCUAUAGAGUUUUCUUUUCUUUUUUUUUUAAUGGAUAUAUACUGUAUUGUAGUGUUUAAUCAAAAUAAAACUAUUUGACCUUAUGGAGGAAGGUCAUGUUUUUACCACCA